Molecule: messenger RNA, 2304 nt
Organism: Cadophora gregata
Lineage: Eukaryota; Fungi; Ascomycota; Leotiomycetes; Helotiales; Ploettnerulaceae
Exons: 5
Coding region: 1-2304 (767 amino acids)
Source: RefSeq, a predicted model, not a curated record
AUGCGUAUCUAUAUGACUGCCAUGUUGGCGGAACUCAUUCUAGCUUAUUGCGCUAGGGCAGUACAUUCGGAAUUCCUACGCACGAAUAGCACUUUCUACUCUAACACAACCAUUGUCGGAAACACGACAACUACGUUGCCGUUCAUGAACACGACGGGAGUGUUUUGCAAACGAGAUGGAACAUCUUGCAAUCCUAAAUCGCAGACACCACAGGUCAAUAUUACCGGGAACUGGAACGACCUUGACCAGCCUGAGAUCGAGGAUAUUGAUUACUUCCGUUUCUCGUCGAAGAAUAUUAUUCUUUCUAGAGCUGAUGACUGGUACGCAGCAUGGACAGUCGCGCGCCAGAACGACACAGACUGGGCCGAACUCGGCGAGUGGAAGCUCUUCGCCAAAGACUUCGCUCAGACGUAUAACUUCGAGUGCGAUUUGACGUUUGGGGCUUGCGUCAAUUAUCCUUCUUUGGGUGAUCUGCAGAGGAUGUGGCCCGGUGCGGAGAAUAGACCGCUUGUGAGGAGGAUAUUCUUUACGUUUAAUAGGUUUGCGAUUGCGCAUGGUUAUGUGAGGGCUAUUGAUGAGGCAUAUGACCGCACGCACACCUACCUUAUUGGUAUGGUCCCUGAGAUCAUCUCAACCUUUACUUUGCAGGUAUAUCCCGCGAAGAAAUUAAAGUGCGAUCAACUACAUACUUUCGUCAGUAUGAUGGUCAACAUUGGAAUCCAACUGGCGCAAGUGGUUCUAGUCGGCUUCCUUGGCCCUGAGAUGGGUGUCCUUUCCGUGGAAGUGCGAGCUGCCAUGGAAGAAUUAGCUGCCCUUGAAGUCAAUGUUGCCAAAACUGUGGAGCAAACGAUGGUCAGUACAAUGACUUCAAGAAUGCAAGAAUUGAAGAAGACCAUCAGCGACGCCCAGAAGAAUGUUGGAAAACUGAAUUGGCUGACCACUCUUGGGCCACUUGACCAGCGUGUCAAAAAUACUCAAAUCCCACGCAACUUCAUGUGGAGCAAUGUUCUUAUGUUCAACUUCGGCUACAUGGAAAUGAUGGCUUACAACGACCUGAAAAAGGUUUACAAUUUCAAUAACCAGUUCAUCGGGCCUGGAAUUGGACAUGGAACCAUGUGCUCUGAGUUUGAAGGAGACUUUGUCGAUAACAAUGCUGGGAACAGAGACAACUUGGUUGCUCGGCUGAGUAGCGUCUUUGAGUCCAGUCGGAAGCAAAGACAAGCUAUGUUCAAAGCACUCUAUCAAGGCUACAUUAUGGCACCGGGAGAACCAUCCGCUACAGCCAUGUGGCUGAAAUCUCGCGACUGGACUGGGCCAGGCUCAGUAUUGGAGGAAAUGAGAGAUAUUUCGGAAUUGGAAGAAGAAGUUAAGAUGACGGUCAUAAAAAGCCUGAUCACAGAUACGCUCACUUCAGACUUCAACUACAUCAAGUGUGGCUACAAGGACGAUGCAGCAGCCCAUUGCGAGAAGGCGAAAGACGCAACCAAAGGACAAGACUUAUCAGUUUUCUGUCCACACGCCGAUACCGAUCCGCAAUUCAUGUGCGACUCCAGAAGGUGGUACUUCUCCGACCUCCAUCAGCACGAUAUCCCAAUGGUGGCAGCUAAGAAGUUCGAAACAUUUGCUGGAAAUCGAUUCAAUUUCACGCGACAGAAAUUUCUCAUGGAAUCCUUCCGCAAUUACGAGCUCUACACCCAUGCCAAGCCUACGGACUAUGGCGGAUGGGGCUACGGAAACUCAACUAGUAAAGGAAUCGGAUUCAAUCUUCCAGUAUGUGUGAGCGCCAAACCGAGGUUCUUCGAAAGGAAAGGUUAUCCAUCGAUCUGUGGAGACUGGCAUGCUAGCGAGACGGAAAGUUUUAUUGGGGCUAUGAAUGCCGGGGUCAACUCUACUAUCUACAAGUACAGGAAAGAUAGCAUGCCAAUGUAUCUGUACACUGAAGUCAUUCCGCAGGCUCUCGAUUCCUUUCAACCACUAACCCGCUAUCUCGGUCUGUGCGCUAAUUCUCUUCGUUUCCCGAACGUGGGCGAGACGCCUGGAGUAGCAGUCAACUGGCUCAAGAUCCAACUGAGUAAGGACAAGGAUUGCGAGCUGGUACAAAAUGGGACCAGGAAUCUGGUGGACGAAGAAGCUGCAAAUCGCUGGUUCUGUACUAAUGCUGGAGGACAUACGAUCUUCAAGCGGGAAAAGCCUUAUGUCGACUCGCCCCAUGCUAAGUAUAUGAAGAGUCACAAGAGGAGGUGUAAGAGUUGGUUGAAGAAUCAUGGAACGUAUGCCAAGAAUCAGACUGCGCCAGGGAGAUAG